UUUUUUUUUUUUUUUUUUUUUUGUGGUCAGUCCUCCGUCACACUCACUGUUGCUGUCUUGUGCGGGUUUGUGACAAUGCCGCUCAAGCGCAGUGCGAGUGUGAUGGGCGAGAAUCUUGCACCGCCGACGGAAGCGACGACUGCCGCGAUUGCUGCUGCGAAUGCCGCGAUCGGUUACGACUCGCCAGCGAGCCAGCCAGCCGCGUUCGUGCCCAGCGCAGACGACGCAGGCAACCGAGGAGCAACGUCUGGCGCUGCUGGACUGACAUUGGCGAGCCAGGACGAGGAGGAGGCGCACAGUGCACGAGUCAAGCGGGUGCGCAUCAACGAGCCAGCAGACACAGCAGACACAGCAGACACAGCAGCGCACUGCUCGCUUGCAAGUGUGCCCGAGGCCGACACAGCGGACGAGCAAGGCGGUCCAGCGCAGACCUCUACUCCAAUGGUCGUCCACUCGGACCCAAGGACUGCUCCACGACCAGCGUCGCGUCGGAAAGAGAAGGAGCAGCGUCAAGAAUGUACUCCAAGUGCGCUGACGGACGAAGCGGUGGACGAGGUGGAUCGCAUGCGACUCGUGGACGAAAUGCUGUCGCCUGCCGACGCCGCUCAGUUUCGCACCCAGCUCGCCAAUCCGCGCAAUUCUUAUCUCAACCUGCUGCGGCCACACUCAAGAAAGCUCGGCGAAAAGUUUGCUGCUCGCGAUGGAUCGAUGAAGCAGUUUGCUAGCCUGCGACUCUCGUACUUUGAUUACAAGCGACAGCUCGCAAAAGAUCGGUUUUACACAAGAUCUCUAUGCCGGACCCAGCUUGAAGACAAUCGAGUGGUAUGCGUUGUGACUCUGCAACGCGGCAAUCACAUGAUUUCACAAGGCUACACGUAUGGCAGCAAUGUUGUUCUCAUGCCCGAGGAAGCAAUCUACUUGCUAGAUCGAGGGCGAAUCGAUAUUGUACACGAAGGCCGUCGAUUAUCUGUUCAAGAAGCAAUUGCCGUAUUAUGCCACGGAGAGCUUGCCAUGGAAACGCUGCAGCUUUUUAUUCACCUGAAGCGGUUGGGCUAUGUCGUUCGUCGCUUCUCCCAUCCAGUUAAGAGCUCCUUGAUUGAUUCCCUCACCCCAGAAACACCAGCGGCAGCCAACGUCCAGCCCCGCACACGAGAAGAACUGACCAAAAGUGAUCAGUCUGUCUUUGACAAAACCAUUGCCUUUGGUGUCCCAGAGCGGGCACCGAGCACCGAAAAGCGUGGUCCAACUCAGCCCCUCCUGUCCCCCGCCACAUUUGCAAGCGGUGCGUCACUGGCCGACGCACUCAAGCAAGCUGCGCUCGUUCAGUCUCGGCACCCGUUCAGCUUGGUCGGAACGCGGCCGUCUACCGCAUCGAAUCUGACGGACAACCAGCGUCGCAAAAUUCUGGGAUUUGCCGACACCCGUUUGCACUUUAUUCAGUUCGAUGUGUACAAGCCGCAACAAGCCUUCCGAAAGAGUGCGCCUGGAGCACCAGACUUUCGUGUUGUAGUAUGCAAAUACAGCGAUCCCCCGCCUUCUUUCUCUCGGUUGCAGGAACUUGCCUGCCUGUCUUACCCGGUGCCCAUCAAGUAUGCCGUAUUGAGUGGGAACAGUCUCUCGUUUUAUGGCUUUGUCAACACCAUCUUGCCUCGAAUGUCUUUGGAGGCAUCAGUUCAAGUCAAGCCGCGUGCUAGUCAGGUCCCCUCGUCCUCCGAGACCAUUCCCUCUGCACCGGCGUGCCAGGCGAGUUCGGUGGCUUUCAUCCUCUAAUCCAAAGCCUGUCUGUGUCCAGUCUCGGCUCGCAUUCAUUCAUGCUUCUCCCGCACGCUCUUCUAUUGUCACAUUUACUCAGAUGCCUUUUGCUCAUGUAAAUUUAGUUAAAGUUCGAU
This is a messenger RNA of Capsaspora owczarzaki ATCC 30864, 1889 nucleotides long. RefSeq lists its product as hypothetical. Gene Ontology annotation, molecular function: tRNA-intron lyase activity. Gene Ontology annotation, cellular component: tRNA-intron endonuclease complex. NCBI's taxonomy places the organism in Eukaryota, Filasterea, Ministeriida, Capsasporidae. Bases 76 to 1770 code for a protein of 564 amino acids. The transcript has 5 exons. Gene Ontology annotation, biological process: tRNA-type intron splice site recognition and cleavage; tRNA splicing, via endonucleolytic cleavage and ligation. The record is from RefSeq and is a predicted model, not a curated record.